This is a messenger RNA of Tachysurus fulvidraco (yellow catfish), 1299 nucleotides long. It is a transcript of the gene dhrs12, whose product is annotated as dehydrogenase/reductase (SDR family) member 12. Lineage: Eukaryota; Metazoa; Chordata; Actinopteri; Siluriformes; Bagridae. The transcript is spliced from 10 exons. The record is from RefSeq and is a predicted model, not a curated record. Bases 142 to 1206 code for a protein of 354 amino acids.
AACAGCGCCAUUUCCGGAUUCGGAAGUUGUACUAAAAAGCAUCUGAGUUAAUUUCCAAGUCAUUAUCGACUAAAGAUGGGGUUUGUGUAUGAGAUGUAGAUCUACGCCCUAUUAUCACGUGUUGUUUUGGUCUGCGUGGUCAUGCUUAUGAAAGCAGAUAAGUUUAUAUCAGUGAUUGUUGUUAUAUCAGUGAGUGUCGUUAUAUCGGUGCUGACACAACAAGACGCCAUAAUGUCUUAUUACAGAAACGCGAUUUGGUUUGUGAAAGGUCUGCAGGAAUACACCAGGAGUGGCUAUGAAGCAGCAGCGAAACGUUUUGUAGCUUCAGACCUCGAUGUAGACCUGAGCAGCAGGUCUUUUAUCAUCACAGGCGCCAACAGCGGCAUCGGGAAAGCGACAGCACUGGAAAUAGCUAAACGGGGUGGUACAGUUCACCUUGUGUGUCGGAAUAAAGAUCGUGCGGAUGAGGCGAGGACGCACAUUGUGGAGCAAAGCAAAAACGAGAAGGUCCAUGUGCACAUUGUGGACAUUUCGAGCCCCAAAGCGUUGUGGGAGUUUGCCAGCUCGUUCACUCAGAGGCACAGUGUGGAUGUGCUCAUCAACAAUGCAGGGUGUAUGGUGAAUCAGCGGGAGGUGACCGAGGAUGGCUUGGAGAAAAACUUCGCCACCAACACACUCGGAACGUUCAUCCUGAGCACAGCGCUAUUUCCUGAGCUGAAAAAGUCCCAGGACCCGAGAGUGAUCACUGUGUCGUCAGGCGGGAUGUUGGUUCAGAAACUCAAUGUUGACGAUCUGCAGUUUGAAAAAGGCACGUUUGACGGAACCAUGGCUUACGCACAGAACAAGAGGCAGCAGGUGAUAAUGACAGAACUUUGGGCACAACAGCACAAAGAGAUUCAUUUCUCAUCCAUGCACCCAGGCUGGGCCGACACACCAGCGGUUCAGUCAUCCAUGCCUGAUUUUCAUGCCAAAAUGAAGAACAAAUUACGCACAGAAGCCCAAGGGGCCGACACAGUGGUGUGGUUAGCUGUGGCUGAUGCGGCUGUGAAACAUCCCAGUGGCCUUUUCUUCCAAGACCGAACACCAGUCGCCACACACCUGCCUCUGGCUUUAAGUAGGUCGUCUCUGUCCGAGGAGAACGAGCUCAUGAAAACGUUGGAGCAGCUCGGGGAAAGGUUCAAGCCACGUCUUACUUCAGGGCUGUAAAGAAGAACGCUUAUACGGAACGUGCCUUCACAAAUAUUAAUAAUGUGACAGAUGUAAUGUUUCUCACACACUGAAUAAACAUAAUUCACUUAA